ACAGACUCCCCGUGUCAAAUUUCUCUCAAAGUGAACAGAGCCAGCUCUAGCCAGAGUGAUGCCUCAAAGGUCUUGCUCAAACCAGAUCAUCAAUCAAAGACACAGAGAAGAAAUCGCAACAAGAGACAAUUACGUAAAAAGGGAGAGCACUAUGAAGAUAGACAAGAUACUUUGAGACAUCAGUAUAACACAGUGUACCCCAGAGAGAACGAAAGAGUUAAUAUGCGCGAUGAUCUACCAAAGCAUGAGUCCAGAUACAGCAAAGAGUUUAGCAGAGAUAAUAUGUCUGACCAUCCAAUCAAACAUGAAUUUAGAAGCAGCAGAGAGUUUAGCAGAGAUUUUCCUCAUCAUCUACCCUAUCUACUUAAGAAUGAUUCUAAAUACAGUAGAGAGUAUGGCAGAGGCAACACGACUGGUCAUCUGCCCAGGAAUGAGUCUAGUUUUAGCAGACAGAAUAGCAGAAACUUGUCUGAUAGUAUUCCUAAACAUGAGUCUAGCUACGGCAGAGAGUAUAGCAGAGAUCAGUAUGAUUAUCUACCCAAGCAUAAGUCUGGUUACAACCAAGAGAAAACUAAAGGUAAAAAUUCUGAAUGUAAAAAAUCUGAAGAUAAAAAAUCUGGCAACAGCCGAGAGAAGAAAAGAGACACUAUGUAUGAAGAAGACAUGUAUCCCAGGUAUGACUUCAGUCGAGAGAACAAUAGAAUAAAUGUCACUGCCUUUAGAUCUAGUUCAGAAAGUGACCAAUCAGAAAGUGGCAAAUGUUAUAGCCGAAAAGACUACAAGUAGUUAGUAUUUUUUAUUUCUGUCUUGAAUCUGUAUUGUGAUAGUAACAAUAAUACGAA
This is a messenger RNA of Biomphalaria glabrata, 842 nucleotides long. RefSeq lists its product as uncharacterized. The coding region runs from base 223 to 786 and encodes 187 amino acids. Lineage: Eukaryota; Metazoa; Mollusca; Gastropoda; Planorbidae. The record is from RefSeq and is a predicted model, not a curated record. The transcript has 2 exons.